Messenger RNA from Phytophthora sojae, 471 nucleotides. RefSeq lists its product as hypothetical. The transcript has 2 exons. The annotation marks the transcript as partial. Gene Ontology annotation, molecular function: protein binding. The record is from RefSeq and is a predicted model, not a curated record. Lineage: Eukaryota; Oomycota; Peronosporomycetes; Peronosporales; Peronosporaceae.
GUCAUGGAUGGAGCGGCUGAAAACAAUCGCCUUGAAGUCGUUAAAUGGCUACAUCGUCAUCGAACAGAAGGCUGCACAACCGCUGCGAUGGAUCAUGCAGCGAAGAAUGGGCACUUGGAAAUGUUACGCUGGCUUUGUGAGAAUCGAACGGAAGGUUGCACAGCAAGUGCAAUGGAUGGCGCAGCACGAAGGGGCCAUCUUGAUGUUGUCAAGUGGUUGCAUCAUAACCGCUCGGAGGGGUGCACUGCUGCUGCGAUGGACGGUGCUGCUACUUGUGGAGCUCUGGAUGUUGUAAAGUGGCUGCAUCAAACCCGAACCGAAGGCUGUACCUCAGCAGCAAUGGAUCGAGCCGCGAGUGGCGGACACGUAGCUUUUAUCAGGUGGCUAGACGAGCACCGAACUGAAGGCUGCACGGGUGCAGCCAUGAGCAACGCUGCCGCGGAGGGUAGAUUCGAGGUUAUGCUACUGCUG